UCUCUCUCUGUUUCUCUCUGGGGUUUUUGGCUGCAGCUGCUGGGAAAAGAAAGUUUUGAAAUUUUUUAGGGUUUAAGGAGGAAGAAUUAAUCAAUCAAUCACAAGAUGUAUCUUCAGUACUACAUCAAUGACAACGGUGACAAGGUUUACACUGUUAAGAAAGAAUCACCACUUGGGAAGGCAACAGAAUCCGCUCAUCCAGCUCGGUUCUCCCCAGAUGACAAAUACUCCAGGCAGAGAGUUCUUUUGAAAAAGAGAUUUGGAUUGUUGCCAACUCAGAAGCCAGCACCCAAGUAUUAAGAAACUUACCUGACAUUUCAUACUGCGAGUAAUGUUCCGUUAGAUGUAUUAUGUUUCCAACUUCAUUGUAUUAGGAGUUAAACAUGAUGAUACUGAACUUAGCAGUAACUAUAGAAGCAACACUAUUGUUAAUGAGUAAUAUUUCUAUCCAGUUGUAUGUUUGAAUUGCUCUGCGUUCUUUUAUCUUCUUUAGGAAUUUGCAUUUUCAGAUA
Molecule: messenger RNA, 512 nt
Organism: Papaver somniferum (opium poppy)
Lineage: Eukaryota; Viridiplantae; Streptophyta; Magnoliopsida; Ranunculales; Papaveraceae
Product: H/ACA ribonucleoprotein complex subunit 3-like protein
Exons: 3
Coding region: 106-300 (64 amino acids)
Biological process (GO): ribosome biogenesis; positive regulation of telomerase RNA localization to Cajal body; snRNA pseudouridine synthesis
Cellular component (GO): box H/ACA snoRNP complex; box H/ACA telomerase RNP complex
Molecular function (GO): box H/ACA snoRNA binding; telomerase RNA binding
Source: RefSeq, a predicted model, not a curated record